Asterias rubens (European starfish) is the source of this 1308-nucleotide messenger RNA. RefSeq names its product transmembrane protein 272-like. The record is from RefSeq and is a predicted model, not a curated record. The transcript has 6 exons. The coding region runs from base 231 to 890 and encodes 219 amino acids. NCBI's taxonomy places the organism in Eukaryota, Metazoa, Echinodermata, Asteroidea, Forcipulatida, Asteriidae.
AGUGGAUCGUUUGUUUCCGUAUAUUCUCUUAUUCAAGGUACAUGUAUAAUGAUAUGGUCACGCCUCACUGACCCUUGUCCCUUUAUUAUAAAAGCGCAUGUCAGUCAACAGACGGCAUUAUAUUUAGCGACCGUUGUAUUCGCGUUGUCGUCAUUUCACAUUCUGCUGCUCACUGUAUUAAGAACAACAACCCAAUCCAGCCAUCACACAGCCACAGCAAAACAAUCAACAUGGACGGAAACAAAGAAAAGAAUACGAGUUCUAUGCAGUUAGCAAGCAAGGAUGAAUGCAAUUCAGGCCCCACCAAAAAGCCUAUUUUCCUGCAAAUUCAAGAUGCAAAGACCGAGUCUGAUAACAACGCAAAAUACGCCGGCAAUGCUGCCAAGAUCAUGGGCUCACAUGCGGUUAUUUUACUGCCAUUUUUUGUGGGACUUCCAAUAGCUAUGCUCAUCAAUGGCGCUAUUCAUUUGGAUGAAUGCCCCGUCGAGCCAUACAUCCCCAUCUACAUGAUUGUGCAAGGAAGUUUAUGCACACUCCAAAUCAUGAUUACUCAUUCCUUGCGAAUUAAGAGGUGCUGUGAGAAGAGGGGUCAAAAUUUAAUGGAAGAGCGCACCACAGUUGAAAAGGUGAUUGGCGGCAUCAACUCUUUGAUUGGGUUGGUCAUCUUCGCGUUCUUCAUUGCUGGCAACAUAUGGGUGUUUCGUGUGUUGACUCCGAAUACUACCGACCCAACAGCCGUGACUUACUGUCGGCACUCUAUAUAUUGGUUUACCUUCGGCACGAUUGUAGCAGUGUACGGUCUCGUAGCACUCGGAAUCGUCCUGUGCUGCUGCUGUUGCUGUGUGGCUGCCUUCAAAGUAGGGAAGACUCCAGAGAUGUACAACCAUUAGCAUUUUCUUGAAGAAAGUAAGCUUUUACACGGAGUGGUGUAACCAGUGGGUGGUAUAGGGGGCGGGGUCUGUUAUCGGAAGCCUCCCCCAUUGUUUAAUUUGCUACCACAGGCCCCAAAUGAAAAUGUCUGUGACGCCACUUCUUGAUAACAAUGUUUGAGCCAAAUGCUGUUAACUUCGAUAACAAAUUAGUAUAUAGAAUCAGAUUCUUUUUAGAUUGUCUUUCUGGCAGGCUUUUAACUUGAAUUUAUUUUCGCUUAUGUCUUUUAAAAAGUGACAUAUUGAAUUAUUUCUUUCUUUCUCAGACAACCGGGAUUUGGUUACAUUUUAUACAUGUCAGAUGCAUUGACUGCAUGUUAAAGGAACAUGUUGCCUCGGAUCAGUCGAGUUGAUCCAUGAAAAGCGUUUGAAACCGUUU